This is a messenger RNA of Penicillium verrucosum, 1323 nucleotides long. RefSeq lists its product as uncharacterized. Gene Ontology annotation, cellular component: fungal-type vacuole membrane. Gene Ontology annotation, molecular function: calcium:proton antiporter activity. The transcript has 4 exons. Bases 1 to 1323 code for a protein of 440 amino acids. The record is from RefSeq and is a predicted model, not a curated record. NCBI's taxonomy places the organism in Eukaryota, Fungi, Ascomycota, Eurotiomycetes, Eurotiales, Aspergillaceae. Gene Ontology annotation, biological process: intracellular calcium ion homeostasis; calcium ion transmembrane transport.
AUGAAUAACACAACUCACCCCCGAUUGCGAAAGUCAACCAAGAUGGACCCUGAAAUCAUGGCCGGGUCCCCCGAACCAAACACAGCCCAUGAACAAGAUUCAUUACUCAGGGAGGAGGAUAGACGCGAAAGGGACGGAGAGGAACCUGCGGACUUGCGUGACACAAACUACCCCCACUCGAAAGGCGCUAUGUUCCUAGGCAACUCUGUUUUACGUGUUAUUAGGACUACACUGGGAUGCAGCUACUCCAAUUUGCUACUACCGUUUGUAUUUCUGGGUAUAAUUGCGGGGAGUCAAGGAUGGGAUGACUCGCUUUCCUUCAUGUUCAACUUCCUGGCGAUUCUUCCUCUCGCUGCGUUGCUGUCAUUCGCCACAGAGGAACUGGCAAAAAGUGUCGGGCAAACCGUUGGAGGGCUGAUAAAUGCGACGUUUGGAAAUGCGGUUGAAAUGAUUGUGGGGAUCACUGCCGUCCGACAAGGAGAAAUCAGUAUUGUGCAGUCUAGUAUGGUGGGCAGUAUUCUGUCGGGAAAUCUCCUGAUCCUCGGUGUUUCAUUGUUCUGCGGCGGCUAUGGAAAAGAUGUGGUGAAAUUCAACGUGGAUGUCAGUGGGAUAUUAUCAUCGUUGAUGGUGGUUUCAUCUGCAACAUUGAUCAUCCCAUCCGUCCUCUACUCAACCAUACCGUCCAAAUCCCACGAAGUGGAAGCCAGCGUCCUGAGUCUCUCCCGUGCCGCCUCCGUGGUCCUACUCACUUUCUACCUGGUCUACCUCUACUUCCAACUGAAGAGUCACUCCGAGCUAUUCAUCGACGAUAAACAAGAAGAGGAAGAAGAAGAGCGACUUCUGGGCCCCUGGUCGGCAAGCAUCGUUUUGAUCCUCGCAACCCUUGGGGUCACCGUCUGCUCUGAUCGUCUGGUGGAUAGCGUCGAUGGCUUUGUAGAUAAGUGGCAUGUGAGUCGGGCUUUUAUUGGCUUGAUUGUGGUUCCAAUUGUCGGUAACGCGGGAGAGUUCAAUACUGUCGUCAAUUCUUCAAUCAAGGGAAAUAUGGACCUCGCAAUUGGCGUGGUGGUGGGAAGCACUUUGCAGAUCGCAUUGUUUGUGAGUCCGUUUCUGGUCAUGUGUGGCUUAGUUAUUGGCCAGCCCAUGUCCUUGCGCUACAGUCCCUUCGAAACUGUGGUAUUCUUUAUAUCGGUCAUAGUCAUGGACUGCUUGAUUCGUGGAGGUCGGUCCAAUUACUACGAAGGGUCUUUAUUGGUUGGAACGUAUCUGAUAAUCGCAAUUGCAUUCUACGUGCACCCAGACGCAGUCGAUGCACCUUUCGUUUAG